AUGUCAAUGGGAAGCGAUUCGACGUGGGUGGGGAAGAAACCGAUCAGGCGCAUUGGCGGAUUAUCCGACGCUCUCUCCAUCGCAUCCGAUCUCGGUUACGCCGUCGCUCCUCCUCCGUCGCAGGAAGAGUUACAAAGCUUGGCAUCUUCAAAUGGCGAAAGAGGUGACGACUUGAUAAAAGUCUUGAGAGAGUUAUCUGCUGUCCAAAGGAAAAUUGCAGAUUUGCAGGUCGAACUUCAAGGGAGGAAGGAUGACAAAAAUGUGGCGCAUUUGACUCAUGCGAGUGAAAUGCAGAAGAAAAUCGAUACUCUCUCAAGGAUGACUCAAAUAUUGAAAGAUGUUAUUCAAAACAAGGAUCGCAUCAUUGCUCGUCUCCAACAACCUUACUCACUAGAUUGCAUUCCAGUUGAAGCAGAAUAUCAGAAACAAUUUUCAGAGUUGCUAAUGAAAGCAGCCAGUGAUUAUGGCGCCUUAACAGCAUCAGUCUCUGAUUUUCAGUGGAGCCAAAACUUUAAAGAACCUCCUUCAGUCUGGGGGGAAAUGCUGCGUCCAAUACCGGUGGCACUAGCGUCAUGCACGAGAUUCUUUGAGGCAAUGUCUGCGAUGAGAGAAUCAUUCGCAACUCUUCGAGAUCUUCGAGUUGGUAACACUGCAGCUUCUUUACCAACAACACCAGGAGCGAACGAAAUGACUCAUGGAGACUCAGAUUGUGUGACUCCACCUCACGAGAGAAUAGAUUCAAGCUUCGAUGAAUUAGCUGUUGAGAACACAAGGAGACAAAAUGAUGAUCAAAUUAAUGCAGAAGAAGAAGACGAUGGUGAAAUUGACCGGAGACUAUCUUGGCCUCCUUCGGUUAAGAAGAGUAGCGUUUGA
Molecule: messenger RNA, 873 nt
Organism: Microthlaspi erraticum
Lineage: Eukaryota; Viridiplantae; Streptophyta; Magnoliopsida; Brassicales; Brassicaceae
Source: the annotation of a GenBank genome assembly